Molecule: messenger RNA, 513 nt
Organism: Folsomia candida
Lineage: Eukaryota; Metazoa; Arthropoda; Collembola; Entomobryomorpha; Isotomidae
Product: cyanate hydratase
Exons: 2
Coding region: 1-513 (170 amino acids)
Molecular function (GO): DNA binding; cyanate hydratase activity
Source: RefSeq, a predicted model, not a curated record
AUGGCGUGUGCCCUCACUCCGGCUCCCAACGACCUUCUGGGUCUCAUUCAACUGCGACGACAACGGGCCACACAGGUCGUGCUUGAAGCAAAACGGCAAAAGGGGGCGACUUGGGAGCAGAUUGCAACCGCUGUGGGACGUUCACCAGUUUGGGUGACAUCGUGUUGUCUUGGGGAGAACGCGAUGGACGUCGAGAGUGCCGAGAAACUGGUUGCUUUCCUCGGUUUGGAAGGAGCAGAGGCCAAAACGACGGUCGAGGUUUUGGUGGCUUCCGUACCAAUGAAGGGCCAGCUCGAUUGGAGCCUUGCUGUUCAGGAUCCGACGAUCUACCGACUUCACGAAGUUAACCAAAUUUAUGGCCUCACUUUGAAAGAGUUGAUUCAAGAGAAGUUUGGAGACGGGAUCAUGAGUGCGAUCGAUUUUACAAUGGAGUUGGAGAAGGAGCAGGAUCCCAAGGGCGACAGGGUCAAGAUCAUCAUGAGCGGAAAGUUUCUUCCAUAUAAAAAGUGGUGA